Molecule: messenger RNA, 1028 nt
Organism: Arabidopsis arenosa
Lineage: Eukaryota; Viridiplantae; Streptophyta; Magnoliopsida; Brassicales; Brassicaceae
Source: the annotation of a GenBank genome assembly
AACCACAAGCCUUGAGUUAAUCGAAUCUCUUAAGAUGUUAUCUCUACGAGUUCGUCCACCUACUUCCUUCGAUUUCCGUCGGUUUAACGCCGGAUAUUUAGAGCGGCGAUGGCGGUUAAGUAGAGACUGCUUUCUCUCUUUCUCGCCAAAAUUCGAGGAAAACAGAGGAAUCAAAUUCGGAGUCAGAUCUUCCAAAUCAGAUGUUGCGUUUACGGCAGCGGAGGAGGAAGAAACUCUGCCGGAAGAGCUACAGGCGGAGCUGAUGCCAAAACACGUGGCGAUUAUAAUGGACGGAAACGGAAGAUGGGCGAAGAAUCGAGGUCUUCAACCGUGGGAUGGUCACAGAGCUGGCGUUGAAGCUUUGAAAGAGAUCGUUGAACUUUCCGGUAAAUGGGGAAUUCAAGUCCUCACUGUUUUCGCUUUCUCUACCGAUAAUUGGAUUAGACCAAGGAUUGAGAUUGAUUUCUUGUUUAGUUUAUUCGAGAGAUCACUCAAAUCAGAAUUUCAGAACUUAGCCAAGAACAAUGUUCGGAUAUCGAUUAUUGGAGAUUCAUCGAAACUUCCGAAAUCUCUUUUAAGAGUGAUUAACGAAGUUGAGGAAGUUACAAAGAACAACACGAGGCUUCAGCUAAUCGUAGCGGUUGGUUACAGUGGGAAGUACGAUGUUUUACAAGCGUGUAGAGGUAUCGCGCAGAGAGUUAAAGAUGGCGAGAUCGGAGUUGAGGAGAUAGAUGAGAGACUGAUUGAGGAAGAAUUGGAGACCAAUUGUACUGAGUUUCCUUACCCGGAUUUGCUGAUAAGAACGAGUGGUGAGCUUCGAGUGAGUAACUUCUUGUUGUGGCAAUUGGCUUAUACAGAGCUCUUCUUUGCUCAAGAACUUUGGCCUGAUUUUGGGAGGAGCGGUUUUAUCGAAGCUUUGACAUCGUUUCAGCAGAGACAACGACGCUUUGGUGGUCGGAAAUCUUGAUUCUUUUGCAACUGGUGUAAUGAAAACUGUAUAUGAUGUGUAAUAAUGGAUAUUUUUAAUA